UUAUUUCUACUCCGUAAUUUCAGUGUGGUUGUCCACGCGCGCGAAUUCUUAGCGUUGUUUAAGACGCUAUGGUUUCAGCGACUUUGCUGGGGCAAGCCGCAAGGUCUUGCUGCGUGAUGGAUUCUCUGGUUUCAACAUUCACGUCGAAGCAAGGCAGGGCUUGGUUAAGUCGCUCGGGACAGUCAUGGAUGAGGAAUGUGGACAUGGUCUUUUCAACUUUAUCAAGCAGCGUCAAUUUUUCUGGUGGCAAGGUUUCUUUCUCGUCUGACGCAUCGAAACGCAGAACGGAAGUCAGUAGUGGACCAGAUUGGCUAUCUAUAACGGAGGUCAUUGGGAAGGAAUCAUCUUCUGGGGCAGAUUUCAAGCUCCCAUCUGAGGUUAAGCUCGUUGAGGUUGGAGCGAGAGACGGGCUGCAGAAUGAGUCAACUUUUGUUCCUACGGAUGUCAAAGUCGAGUUGAUACAUCGUCUAGCUGACGCCGGAAUGCCCUUCGUAAGUCCCAAGUGGGUUCCGCAAAUGGCAGACAACGAAGCUGUGGUCAAGCGUUUGAAGAGAAAACCUGGUGUGUCGUACCCAGCGCUUGUUCCAAAUGUGCAGGGCUACAAACAGGCCCGAGAAUGUGGAGUGGACGAAAUUGCAAUUUUUACUACUGCAUCGGAAACCUUCUGUAAAAAGAAUACAAAUUGUGACGUUGCCACCAGCUUAAAGAGAAUUGAGGAUAUCAUGAGCCUUGCUCUCGGAGACGGCGUUAAAGUGCGAGGAUACGUUUCUUGCAUCGUUGGGUGCCCGUACGAAGGUUUUGUUUCCCCCAGCGCGACGGCAAAGGUUGCAAAGAAGUUGUAUGACAUGGGCUGCUACGAAAUCUCGUUGGGAGACACUAUUGGAGUUGGAACCCCUGGAUCUCUCGUGCCGUUGGUGAAUGAAGUGAAACUGCAUGUUCCGGUUGAGAAAUUGGCAAUACACUGUCACGAUACGUACGGACAGGCUCUGGCAAACAUACUCGCGGUUAUGCAGACUGGUGUUCAAAUCAUCGACUGUUCCGUUGGAGGUCUUGGAGGCUGUCCGUACGCAAACGGCGCCUCCGGUAAUGUUUCAAGUGAAGAUGUUGUGUACCUGAUGGCUGGUUUGGGAGUGAAAACUGGAGUGGAUUUGCCGAAACUUUUGGAAGCUGGUGACUUCAUUUGCAAGAACAUUGGACGCAAAAGUAGCAGCAAAGUUGCUUCUGCAACUGGUGCAUGUAGUUCUUGA
This is a messenger RNA of Notodromas monacha, 1247 nucleotides long. The record is from the annotation of a GenBank genome assembly. Lineage: Eukaryota; Metazoa; Arthropoda; Ostracoda; Podocopida; Cyprididae.